AGUAAACAACCAUCCACCUGAAGGUCAUCUGCUUUGUGCGAACGUCCUGUUACACCUCCCUGACCGACUCCCAGCUGAUGGAGCAGCUGCUCCAAGUCUAUGGCAAGAACAGAUCGCACACAAAGGCCACGCACUUGUCGCAGCAAUGAGCCGUAGGCGGAUGGACGACCCCGCUGCUCCCCUCCCAUCAGCCCCAGCUGUCAGCUCCUUUCCUGACUCCCCCACCCUGCCCCCGGUACCAUGGCGUCCAGCGAGGAGGACGGCACGGUUGAGGAAAAAGAAAACAACAACAAGAAGAGAACGAAAAGCGCCCUCGCCACAGCAUGGCUCACUUUCUACAACAUCGCCAUGACCGCCGGGUGGCUGGUUCUGGCCAUUACGAUGCUGCGCUUUUACCUCCAAAAAGGCACUCACAAAGGUCUGUACAGAAGUAUAGCGAGGACCCUCAAGUUUUUCCAGACCUUUGCAUUAGUCGAGGUGGGGCACUGUGCCAUUGGAAUGGUGAGGACUUCUGUGAUUGUAACUGGGGUUCAAGUGUGUUCAAGGAUUUUCAUGGUUUGGUUUGUCACCAACAGCAUCAGACAGAUCCAGAAUGAAGAAAGUGUUAUCCUAUUCUUGGUUGUGUGGACGUUGACAGAGAUCACCAGAUAUUCCUACUACACGUUCAAGUUGCUCCACCACCUGCCAUACUUCAUCAAAUGGGCCAGAUACAACCUCUUCAUUGUCCUGUACCCACUGGGAGUCGUGGGAGAGCUGCUGACCAUUUACGCCGCUCUACCGUUAGUACGCAGCUCUGGAAUGUGCUCCAUGAGGCUGCCUAACAAGUACAACGUGUCAUUUGACUACUACUACUGCCUCAUCAUCGUCAUGCUGUCCUACAUCCCACUGUUUCCUCAGCUUUACUUCCACAUGUUGAGACAGAGAAGGAAAGUUCUCCACGGUGAGGUCAUAGUGGAGAAGGAUGAUUAGACGAGCACCACCUCCUGCCUUUGCCUCCACACCACACCUCCUCACCUCCAUCCUCUCAGCACCAAUCAGAACAUGCUUUCUUCAUCACACGGGACGAGAAGAGCUGCAGCGAUGACA
Molecule: messenger RNA, 1086 nt
Organism: Cynoglossus semilaevis (tongue sole)
Lineage: Eukaryota; Metazoa; Chordata; Actinopteri; Pleuronectiformes; Cynoglossidae
Gene: hacd1
Product: 3-hydroxyacyl-CoA dehydratase 1
Exons: 9
Coding region: 241-969 (242 amino acids)
Biological process (GO): sphingolipid biosynthetic process; fatty acid elongation; very long-chain fatty acid biosynthetic process
Cellular component (GO): endoplasmic reticulum membrane
Molecular function (GO): 3-hydroxyacyl-CoA dehydratase activity
Source: RefSeq, a predicted model, not a curated record